AUGAAGAUUCAACAGGCGUUUCGAAGACAUCGCGCGCGACGACGCGGGCUCGACGCGCGCGUGGGCGGCGGUGCGGUCGAGGACGCGGUGUCGAUGGUGAUGCGGAGUGAGUCCGAGCGCGUGGUGCGGUGCGGGAUGCUCACGAUUGCGUGGUUCGCGAUGUCCACGGGAUUGGCGCUGUUUAACAAGGAGACGAUGGGCGCGAAGCGGGGUGGAUUCCCGGCGCCGUUGUUGCUCACGGCGACGCAGUUUGCGAUGCAGUACGUCUUUGCGCGCGUGCUCAUUGGUUCGGGGUUCAUAGAGGGAGAGGAACGCCGGCGGGGGGGGCGAGAGGAGGUGCCGAGCGGGACGUUUUGGCGCGCGUUGGCGCCCGUCGGCGCGGCGAUGGGAUUGGACAUCGCGCUGAGUAAUUUGUCCUUAGUGUUCAUCACGGUGUCGACGUACACGGUGGUGAAGACGAGUACGAUCGUGUUCACGCUCGGGUUGGCGUUUUUAUUUAGGUUUGAGCGACCGACGUGGUACCUGGGGGCGGUCGUCGGCGCGGUUGUGGUCGGGCAGGUGAUGUCGGCGGAGGCGUCGAACGCGCAGUUCAAUUCCGUGGGGUUCUACAUAUGCCUCGCGUCGGCGCUCAUGAGCGCCCUGCGCUGGAUUCUUUCGCAACGGGUGAUGCAUAGGGAUAAGGACGAGCCCGGGGAUCACGCUCGCGGGAUUAAGGAGUCGUAUUUAGUGGACCAUCCGGUGGUCUUCGUGUACUUGGUCAUGCCGGUGAUGUGCGGUGUCGUGUUCACGUUUUCGUGCCUGAAGGAGCGAUGGUGGGUCACGAUUCCCGCUUCGCCGUGGUUUGCGAAUUCAAUAGAUAUCUUCGCGGAUUUCGUGAUAUUCACCGUCUGGGCGAUGGUUGCGUUUUGCCUGACGCUCGCCGAGUUCGCUCUGCUCAACGAGACGAGCGCGUUGACCAUCAUGAUGAUAGGCGUUCUCAAGGAUAUUCUCGCCAUCGUCCUCGGUAUCUUGAUUUUCGGAGACAAGUUCGGCGUCGGUAACGUCGGAGGUUUGAUCCUGUGCAUCCUGGGUGUGAUCGGGUAUAACAAAUAUAAGCUCGACGUGAUGAAGCGCAAGGCGCUCGCGAACGCCACUCGCCGCGGCGACGACGACGACGGCGACGACGGCGACGGCGACGACGGCGGCGACGGCGACGACGUCCCACUCGUGAACAUCGUCGCGGGCGGCUUAGAGCGUCGUCCACGCGAGAGCCAUCACACGGCGUCGAGCGAUCUCACGGUUCAUUCCUAG
Ostreococcus tauri is the source of this 1290-nucleotide messenger RNA. Its product is annotated as Triose-phosphate transporter domain. NCBI's taxonomy places the organism in Eukaryota, Viridiplantae, Chlorophyta, Mamiellophyceae, Mamiellales, Bathycoccaceae. The transcript has a single exon. Bases 1 to 1290 code for a protein of 429 amino acids. Gene Ontology annotation, biological process: UDP-glucose transmembrane transport. Gene Ontology annotation, molecular function: antiporter activity. The record is from RefSeq and is a predicted model, not a curated record. Gene Ontology annotation, cellular component: endoplasmic reticulum-Golgi intermediate compartment; Golgi apparatus; cis-Golgi network.